AUGAGCAAAUCGAAAGGUCACGAGAUAAGAUUUCAUAACUUCACUAAAUCUGCUGACUUACGACCUCUCACUGACGACGAGCUUCUUCUAAAGGUCGCACUCAACAUUCAUGAUGAAGAUGUGAAGUCUGUGAGAAAACUCCUACCUUGGAAAACGGAAAAUGAGCUUGCGAAUAUGAUUAUAGAUGUUUAUCCAGAAACCAGAGAAAUACCAGAAUUAAAUUUUCUUUCUCGCCCAAGACUUCCGGUCCCACCGAGUGGCACUCCAGAAUAUCGAGAUUGGCUUAUGGAAGCACAGUGGAGUCCUGAUGAAGAAAAUAUAUAUAAGGAAAUAACAGACAAUGGAAGAAGAGGGUUAAAGGAUUGGAGGGAACUGAUCCGAAGGCUGAAUGGGAAGAAUUUAAGCGACAUUAUCAGGCAUUUCGCAACUUUAAAAAUUUAA
Molecule: messenger RNA, 441 nt
Organism: Acaulospora colombiana
Lineage: Eukaryota; Fungi; Glomeromycota; Glomeromycetes; Diversisporales; Acaulosporaceae
Source: the annotation of a GenBank genome assembly